Messenger RNA from Lycium barbarum (goji berry), 1585 nucleotides. RefSeq lists its product as uncharacterized. The record is from RefSeq and is a predicted model, not a curated record. The coding region runs from base 385 to 993 and encodes 202 amino acids. NCBI's taxonomy places the organism in Eukaryota, Viridiplantae, Streptophyta, Magnoliopsida, Solanales, Solanaceae. The transcript is spliced from 7 exons.
AUUAGUUUGAGAAUACAGGGGAGAAGAUACCCAAUUUGUGGAAUUGGAAGCAACAGUGAACACAAAGCAAAAAAAUUGACUUUGCAAUUUCAAAGUGGAGACAAAGUUAGGGUUUUUUCUAUAUUCUUGAAGAGAAUUUACAGUCCAGUCAGUAAUUAUGCAAAUUUUGUGGAUAGUGGGCAUACUUUCAUACUCUGCUUGGUUCCUGGCAACACGCAAAGGUGCGAUGCGAAAUUAGCAUCCGUUAGAGUUCUUGCCUUCACUACUGCUAUUGUUGCUGUGCUGUUGCUGAAAAGAAAGACUAGAACAGUUUUGUCGUCGCCAGUUGUGAAAGUUUCUCUUGGUAGACCACCCACUCGCCAUGAGCUAUGGAAGAAGGCCCAUAUGAAAAUUGAAGAUGGAAAAGAAGUUUGGGUUGAGCCACGGGCAGAGGAUACCUAUAUACCGGUUUUCAGGAGCAUACACCUGUGCAGUAGGAUCACUUCAGUUAUCAGCUUAUUGAAUCGUUAUAAUCAAGCAAUGGAGGAUCUCAUUAGGAAUCAGCCGACAGAUGAUCAAGGCAAUCCAAUCACGCCAUCAGAGGAAAAAACUCUCUCUUGUUGGUUAGACGUGGUUGGUGGUGUAAAUAAGGGAAGAGCGUAUGGCCUUUGCUCCGAGAAGAACUUUCACCGCAUCCAGUGUGGAUUGCAAGGUAUAGGGAGUUCUGCCACUGUGUCAAAUGAGCAGCUCGAGGAGAUGCGAGACGAGCUUCGGGAACUUGCUAGGAAAUAUGAGGAGGAACAGAAUAAAAGAUUGAAGGAGGAGCGACGUAGGAUAGUGCUUGAGUCAGACGUCAAAGAACUCAAGGCCCAAGUGUGUAACCUCAUCAAGUUGCCCCGUUCUCCAUCCCCGAGCCCCGAUCAUGAUGAUGGAGAGGAUGAGGAGGAUCAGGAGCAUGGAGAUGAUGAGGAUCAGGAGAAUAGAGAGUAUGGAGAGACUAAAAUGGAGUAUUAGAGAUCUCUAGCACAUGUUUACAACAAUUUUUGGAAUCAGUUGGACAAUCCCAUAUAGCUUAAAAGGAGCAGUUGAAAGUUAGAGCUUAUGGAAAGUGAACAAAACCAUCAACAAGAUCUGGUAAAUGAUACCUGCAUGUGUUUUUUGGUGUUUAUGGACAGAGAAGGAACAACAAAUCUUUGAUGGGACUUCAACUCCUAAUUGUUCUCUAAAAUCAAAGUGUUUAGUUAACCUUUUUAGUUGGAGCAAUCUAUCCCCUGUGAAUGAUAUUAUCCCCCUUUUAGAUUUCAUUGGCUCCCACUCAGUGGCUUAGUAGCCUUGAGUCUUUUGCUCAUGGUUUUAAACUCCCAGCUCUUACUAGUUUUCUUUUGCAGUGUCUGGAGUUUUUAGCCUUUUCUUUAUAAAGUUUGCAUCUGCUUGAUGCUUUUGAAUAUGAAUAUAACAACUUAGUUCACCAAAAAAAAAAAUUGUUAUUUUUGUUCCAACUUAUGUUACUUUGGCUUGUUUGAAGUCUAGUGGGAUGCUUGUGAUAUAUGUUUGCAUAACGUCGAAGUUGGUUAGAUUCGUACAAUGUUUGUUGGCUUAAUUUUAA